UUGGCUUGCGUCUAGGUUUGCGUCGUUCGCUUGAUGAAUGACAGUUGCCGAUGUAAAUUCUCAAUCUUUUCAACCACCAUCAUAACCAACCAAUCCAGGGAAAGUUGUUGCCUGUGAAAAAUGCCUUCAGCUGCGAAUGCAAAAUCUGAAAAACCAGCCUCUUCGGAGGCUAUGGAUAAUUCUCCUGUACGACAAAUCAUGACGGUUAUUGAACACAAAAUCCGCAAUUUGGAGAAAAGAAAGAGCAAGUUGACAUCAUAUCGUGAUUUGCAAAAAGCUGGAAAAGAGCUUAAUUCAGAUCAAAGAGUAGCAGUUGCAAAAUAUGAUGAGGUUGCUCAAACACUGGAAUUUGCAAGAGAUUUGUCUAACCAAAUCAAGUCGAUUGCCACGGCUGCUGAAAGAGAAGCAAAAAAACAAGCUAAAAAGGAUGCAUGGGUUCGUUCUGCAUCUGAAACAAAUAAGAUCCGGGAGGUACUUCUUAUACUAGAUUGUCUUACCCAAAUGGGCAGUAAUGAAGCCCGUGAAGAUUUUCUCAGUGGCACCAACGGUGCUGCUAAACUGUCUGCAGAGGACUUGAAAAUAUUGGAUGAUUUAUAUCCUGAAGUUACUCCUAAACAUGAAGUUAAUGAAGAGGGUCAACCAGGAUUUUUUAGUCAUGUUACAAAGGCUGCUGAACAUCUAUACUCUGUAAUUGAUGGCAAGCCAAAAGAAGUCUUGGGAACAACCUACACACGAAUCAAAGAAAUUGUUACUACUAUUCAUGAAUGUGGCUACUUUGACAAGACACUGGAGGUGGUCAACCAAGUGAUUGAAGAAAACUGUGUUCCCUUAGCAGAGGAACCUCAAGAUGUCGUAGAAAAUGAUGUAGAAGGAGAACCGGUCACUCCGUACCCGCCCGCGGGCCCGGCGGGGCCGCUGCCCGUGCCGCCCGCGCCCGCCGUCGUGCCCGCGCCCGCCUACCCUCUGCGCCCCCUGCCGCCCAUCACACUACAGGAGGUGGAACACGCGUACUUCUCACAACAGUAUCCUCAACAGAGACCACUAGCUGAAGUCAUAGGUUCUCAGAAUUUCUACUUUCUCCAAGAGUCCGAGAUCGACAGCCCCGUCGGGACGCCGCAACCCCCGCCGCUCGCCGGCCAACCGUCGCCGCCGGCGCCCAUUCCGAGCCAGACCUUCACGAACCAGCAUUACGUGCUGCCCGGCCAGCGCGUGCCCGACGUGGCGCCCAUGCCGCUGCCGCCGCAGCCGCACUUCCCGCCGCACCCCGAGCUGCCGGCCUUCGCGCCGCCCGGCGUGCCGCUCGCCGCGCCGCUGCCGCACGUGCCGCCGCACGCCGCGCCGCUCGCCGCCCCGCCGGCCGCGCAGCCGCCGCAGUCGCCGCCGCAGCCCGCAGAGCCGCGCCCGGCCUCGCCGCCGCCGGAGACCAACCACGACGACGACUGGAAGGAGACCCGCAGCCCCGAGCGAGACGACGCCGCCGAUCGCAAAUCGCAAGGCCAAGGGGACGGCCAGAAUAGAUUCAGACGCUACGGCCGAGGCGGCAGUAGGGGCGCGCCUAAUGGACACCGAGGUCGCGGAAUGUUCGCGAGCCGGCAGAGCGGCGACGGGUACCGCGGCAGGCAUGGAGACUAUCAGAACCGGUCCAACAAGGACGGCUAUCAGAACAGACAGUAUGAUGGCUACCAGAAUAGACACGGAAAGGAUGGAUAUCACAACCGAGGCGGUGACGAUGCUUACUACGGCAACGGUGACGCGCACGACUCUCAUCAACAGAACGAGAACGGCACUCGCGACAGAUACAAUGACAACAACCAAAGCUACCAGGGCGGGUUCAAGAGCCGCGGCCGAGGUGGGCCUCGCGGCGGCGCUCGCGGCGCUUCGCGGCCUCCUCGCCCGCAGCAAUACAAUCGUAAACCAGAAAACGUUGAAUAGUUGACGUGAAAAAGGGUCGACGUUCCGCCGCAUCCUGAGCGGUCGCGACAUACAAAUAUUACUCUAUGAUGGACAAAAUCAUUCGUGGAAGGCAGAUUUCACCGGCAACAACGCGCAGUGGAACAACAAACAGAGAUUACGGUAUAUAAAAUAAUAAUAAAAAAAUAAUAAAAAAAAAGUAAAAUAUUGAAACUGAAUAAAAAAUAAGUUACUUGAAUUUAGAUUGUAUGAUAUAAAAUAAUUAUUAUAAGUUACGUAUUUCUAGAUUCUUGCAUAAGUUAUGGUCACGCGAGUGACUAAAGUGACGCGGCGUGAGAGCCGGUCGGCCCCCAGCCGUGUACCUCGUGCGUGCCUCGUCCUAGUGAUAAUUUAAGUACAGGAGAUGUGCACACAACUGACUUUACACUAACGGGACCUUCUCAAACUCAUUAAUCUUUGUACUUUUUAAUACAGUUGAUUUGAAUAGCAAUUAUAUGUGUUAAGAUAUGGAUACAUGUUUGUUUUCCUUCAACUGGUAUUUAUUUAUAUUACGGUAUUGGUCAUAUUUAUUUAUUUUAUUAUUAAUAGAAGGUAGUUAAAAAGAUUUUUGUAUAGAGUUUGGCGUUGUGCUGUGUCAUACAUUGCGAAUUUUCAAAUUUCGAUGGUUAUAAAAAUGUAUUUGCGGACAUAUAAAAUGAAAUAAAUAUUUUUAUCAGAUGACAAUCAAUCUUAUUCCAAAUCAUCAAAAAUUUUGCUUAGAUCACUAUAUUUUCUUUUUUAAUAAUUGUACUGAUUUCAUAUAAAUUAAUAUAUGCUAUUGACAAUGACAAUUCACAACGCCAGAUAACAAAAACUUCGAACUGCUUUUUGAUGAUUUUAUUUUUAUUGUACCUACCCUUGGUAAAAGGGGAGAUUACCUACUUUAUAAAAAUAAUAAUAGAUAAUGCCUUUACCUGUCAAUAUUCUGAUUUUAAUAUUUUAAAAAUCUGUCAUAACUCACAAUAUAUAUGUUGUUACUAUUUGAUCAAGCUUCCUCUUUUCAUAAAAUUGUUCUCAAUAGAGGCUGUGUGCAAGCAAAUUAAAAGUAUUCUAUGAAAAGAU
Messenger RNA from Amyelois transitella, 3012 nucleotides. It is a transcript of the gene Capr, whose product is annotated as caprin homolog. Lineage: Eukaryota; Metazoa; Arthropoda; Insecta; Lepidoptera; Pyralidae. The transcript has 4 exons. Gene Ontology annotation, cellular component: cytoplasm. Bases 121 to 1932 code for a protein of 603 amino acids. Gene Ontology annotation, molecular function: RNA binding. The record is from RefSeq and is a predicted model, not a curated record.